AUGGCAUCAGAUCCAUCUUCAAAUGAAUGGAUUGAAGUUUCUUCCAAGAAGCAGUCAUCUGCGAAAAUUACUCGUAAAUUGCCACCUGUUGAAAGAUCAUCAAAAAAUUAUGCAGCAGCAAUGCAAACUUAUCAAAAAUCGAGUGAUAGUCGAGUUGCAAAACAAGCUACGGCCACGGCCUCGCAGAAGUAUAAUUCAUUAGUGCAAGGAAAAUUCACUGUGGUAACCAACAUAUUCCCAGUAACCAUAAAGCAGGAUCAAUACAUUUAUCGAUAUAAUGUAAAAAUGUCAAUAACAUUUUCUUGCAUUGAUAAGGAUGUCAGCAUUCUUUAUACAAAUGCGGAAUUAGAUUCAGAGUUGCGUCUAGUUGAACUGACUUCAAAAGAUCUCGCUGACGAGUUUCGAUAUUUAAUUGAUAACAAUGCGUUGGUUCGUAUUGAAAUUAGCGAGUAUGAAAAUGAAACCAAAGGCUUUUGUUUAUCAAAUUCUUUAUCAUUAUUGAAAGAAAAUUCGUUAGUGCGAGACUCUUCACUGCAGCAGUUCCUUGAUAUAUUACAACUACAACCACAUUGUUUGGAUUUUAGGAUGACAUUUUUAAAUAUUGGUCGCGGUCUUUUGUUUAUUCGAGAUGGUGAGAAGUAUAAUCUCGGAGAAGACGCUCUUGGUAACUCAAAAACAUUAAAACAUGGCGCAGAUAAAAGCACUCAAAUAAUAUCCGGAUUAAAUAUAUCGCCGGCUUUAACCGUGGACUGUAGCAAAAAGGUUUACAUUUUUUGCUGCGAAGCCAUUGCUGGAAAUAGCGAAAGAGAUCGACAAAAGGGCUUACGUGUGAAACUAAAAGAUUCUUCAUCAACUUUUAUAAUUUCAUCUUUGUCAGAUGUUCCUGCGAGAGAUAUAAAAAGUGAUUUGCCAGCUGUAAAUGUGAGCCGCAAAAAAGAUCCGUUCUUUUUUCCGCUAGAAUUGUUAAGUGUUGUCGAAGGUCAACGCAUACCUUCGCAUAAACUAAGCCCAUCUGAAAUUAGACAACGUGUCCAAGCUAAAUGGAAUUCUCGACAGUAUCGUUAUGUUAUUCCAGCAUCAAUUGAUAAAUUGUAUAUUGCUUAUGAUAAAAGAGAAAAUGGCGAAAUCGUGAAAAAGUUUUCUGGUCUUUUCAUUGGAUUAGCAGCGGAAAAAGGUAUGAGAAUCGGUCAUUGUUCAUUGGCGCAAGUAUCUGAUUUAGAAAAAUUUAUUUGUUCAUUAGAAAAGGAUUUUGAAAAACGAAAUAUUUUUAUUAUUUACAUCGAUUCAAACGGAGAGGGGCAUCAAAUUUUGAAAAUGCUUGAAGCUAUGCAUCAAAUAGUUACUCAACAUGUGCUCGCCAAAAAUCUUCCAAAAUGCAUUCAAAAUAAGCAUAUGCUAGAAAAUAUCGUAAACAAAGCCAAUAUAAAGAAUUUUGGUCAAAAUUAUCUUGUUGCUGCGCAUCAAUUAUGGCGUGACAAGUGGAUUUCUAAAGGUAAUACAUUGGUUAUUGGAUAUGAUGUUUGUCAUCCAAGUGCAAAAAUGUCAUGUAAAUAUACUGAUGAUAGGAAUAUUUCUUCCAAAUCACGCGAAGAAUAUAUCGAAGAACCAAGUGUAUUUGGAAUCUCUUUUAAUGGCGCAAAUAGUCCUGAAACAUUCAUCGGUGAUUAUGCUUAUCAGAAUCCACGGCAAGAGGAGAUAACCAGUUCAAUUUUGAUCACACGUGCUACUUGGAUUAUGCGGCUUUUUCACACGAGUCGAAAACAGUUGCCUAAUAUAAUAAUUAUCACUCGCGAUGGAGUCUCUGAGGGCCAAUAUUCUAUGGUUUUGCAAGAUGAACUGCAAGCGAUUCGCGCUGGUGUUCAUAAUUACGCGAGAGAGGCUGGAUACAGGGAAUAUGCUCCAAAAUUCGUGCUCAUUAUAGUUGCUAAGCGCCAUAAUAAACGAUUCUUUCUUGAGACGAAUGAGGGCUACGUUAAUACUCCUCCUGGCACAGUCAUUGAUCAUACUAUCACUCGUCCUGAUGUUGUGGAAUUUUUUAUGCAGUCACACGAUGUUUUGAUGGGUACUGGAAAAAUACCAAAUUACAUAAUAUUAUUAAACGAACCGAAAUUUGCUAAGGAAGAGUUACGAUCAGUAUUACAUUCAUUGUGUUUUAAUCAUCAAAUAGUGAAUUCUGCUAUAUCAUUACCAGAACCGAUUUAUCAAGCGGAUGAAUGGGCGAAACGUGGUCGCGACAAUUUGCAAACAGCCUGUCGUUGGUAUGGUAGCAGUUUUCUUGAACUAAACGAAGAUGGAAAAGUUGAUUGGGACCUUAUUACCACUAAAUUAUGCUAUAUGAAUCGUCGACUUCAGUUUACUCGUAGCAAUGCAUAA
Molecule: messenger RNA, 2373 nt
Organism: Dracunculus medinensis (Guinea worm)
Lineage: Eukaryota; Metazoa; Nematoda; Chromadorea; Rhabditida; Dracunculidae
Source: the annotation of a GenBank genome assembly